CGCUCGUGGCCCUUGAAAGCGACGGCGGAGCUGGAAGCGGCCUUGGGGGUUCCCGGGGGUCUCGCCCGCGGCCCCGGAAAGGGGGUCACCGAGCCGAUGGCAGGGUCUGCGGCCCCUGUGGGUGCCCCGCGCACGUCGGAGAAGCGGUGUCCGGCCGUCCGGCUGCGGAGGGGCGGCCCCUGAUUGCGCCGGCAGCGCUUUCCGCUUUGCGAGAGGCACCGCGCCGUCGCCCGCCGAGCGUUUGCUGCAGACGACGAGGGGGUGUGUGUGCGCCCCUGCCCCGGGCUCGCGUCCACUCGGACCGCACCUUGGGCAGGAAUCCAGACGGGCGCCUGCCCUCCCGGAGCCGGCGUGGCGCUGGGGGAGAGAUUGGCCGCGGGCGAGCGACCCCUGCUCCGUGACAGGGGCGAUGAAGACGAGGAGGGGCUGCGACCGCAGGGGCAAGAUGAGUCUGUUUGGAACCACCUCGGGCUUUGGGACCAGCGGGACCAGCAUGUUCGGCAGCACGACGACCGAUAACCACAACCCCAUGAAGGACAUCGAGGUGACGUCUUCUCCCGACGACAGCGUGGGCUGCCUGUCCUUCAGCCCGCCGACCUUGCCGGGGAACUUCCUCAUCGCGGGGUCGUGGGCCAAUGACGUCCGCUGCUGGGAGGUUCAGGACAGCGGGCAGACCAUCCCGAAAGCCCAGCAGAUGCACACCGGGCCGGUCCUCGACGUCUGCUGGAGUGACGACGGGAGCAAAGUGUUCACCGCAUCUUGUGAUAAAACUGCCAAAAUGUGGGACCUCAACAGCAAUCAGGCAAUUCAGAUCGCACAGCACGAUGCUCCUGUUAAAACCAUACACUGGAUCAAAGCCCCCAACUACAGCUGCGUGAUGACCGGGAGCUGGGACAAGACCCUGAAGUUCUGGGAUACGCGGUCGUCAAACCCUAUGAUGGUUCUGCAGCUCCCCGAGAGGUGUUACUGUGCGGACGUGAUCUACCCGAUGGCCGUGGUGGCGACCGCGGAGAGGGGCCUGAUUGUGUACCAGCUGGAGAACCAGCCUUCCGAGUUCCGGAGGAUAGAGUCCCCGCUGAAACACCAGCAUCGAUGUGUGGCUAUUUUUAAAGACAAACAGAACAAGCCAACUGGAUUUGCUCUGGGCAGUAUUGAGGGGCGAGUUGCUAUUCACUACAUCAACCCUCCGAAUCCUGCCAAAGACAACUUCACCUUUAAGUGUCAUCGCUCCAACGGGACCAACACGUCAGCGCCUCAGGACAUCUACGCGGUCAAUGGCAUCGCGUUCCAUCCCGUUCACGGCACCCUGGCCACCGUGGGGUCUGACGGCCGCUUCAGCUUCUGGGACAAGGAUGCCAGAACAAAACUCAAAACUUCAGAGCAGUUAGACCAGCCGAUAGCAGCCUGCGGCUUCAACCACAACGGCAACAUCUUCGCCUACGCCUCCAGCUACGACUGGUCCAAGGUGAGGGGCCGUGAGGCGGGGCCUCGGGCAGGUCCAAGGUGAGGGGCCGAGAGGCGGCUCAGGUCCCCAGGCAGGUCUAAGGUGAGGGCCGUGAGGCGGGGCCUCGGGCAGGUCCAAGGUGAGGGGCCGAGAGGCGGGGCCUCGGGCAGGUCCAAGGUGAGGGGCCGAGAGGCGGCUCAGGUCCCCAGGCAGGUCCAAGGUAAGGGGCGUGAGGCAGGUCAUUGUCACUUCGCUGUCGAGAAAGUCAGGCCUUCUUGCAGGGCUGUGGGGUUCAGUGCCGCCCUGGGCGGAGGCAGCGCACGGAGGCUUGGAUGAGCUUGGCUGUCCUGGCGCGCAGGCAGACCAGGCUGGUGCAUGUGGUUGUUGGGAGCACACGAGGGGCGGUGGGGGGAGCCCGGCCUGGAGCUGGGGAGCACGGUUGUUUCCUGUUCGGACAGGAAGGCGGCACCGACAGGGCCUCCAGUGUGAUGGCAAAACAUGCGGCUCGUGGACGUGGUCAGACGGCAGCCUGGAGGGUUUGCUGUCCCCCGGCUGCACGCCUCCGUGAUGUUUGUGGCUUUGUCUCUCUUGCCACGUGCCCUGUGCCCUGUGCCCUGCUGUGGGAGGUUGCCGAGGUCACCGGCUGUGUCCUGCUCAUCUCUGUACGUGCCCGCCUUCUGCCCACCUGCACGGAGUCCCUCGCUCGCUCUGCCCACGGGAGCCGGUGACUCUGGUUCCUGACUGACUCCUGGCUCCGUCCCCACCUCAGCAGGGAAGCAGCACCUCAGUGCCCUGGUGACCUUAACUCCAGGGGGACUGUCCCUCCCUCCCUCCCUCACCCCGGGCUUGCUGCCUCCCGAUCCCUCUGCGUUCACUGGGAGUCCCGAGUCUGGAGUCGGCUUCAUCCCCUCUCCAGAGGGUGGGGGAGGGGAGGGCAGCGCCCGGUUCUGUUCCCACGGGCUCGCCGCACCGGGUAACGCAAGCCCGUUCCUGCACCGGCCUCCGAGUGCCCGCUCUCCCCGGAGCCCUGCUGCUCUCAUUUCCUGAAAGUGUGAGCCACUCGGCUGAGGUGCAGCUGAAAUGCAGUGAAUUGUUGAGAACACAGUUUGAGCCUGGCGUUGUGGCGCAGCCGGUCGGCCUGCAGCCUGCAGCUCGGCGUCCCCUGUGAACGUCCCUUUGAGCCCCGGCUGCUCCACUUCCGAUCCAGCUCCCCGCUAAUGCACCUGGGAAAGCAGCGGAAAGUGGCCCCGGUGCUGGCGCCCCCUUGUGGGAGACCUGGGAGUGCUCCAGGUUGUUGGCUUCAGCCUGGCCCAGCCCCAGGGCAGCCAUCCAGGAGUGCUCCAGCAGGUGGCAGCUCUUCCUUCUCUAACUCUGUCCUUCAAAUGAACGAAUAAAUCCUUAAAGAUUCAAUAAAACACCCAGUCUGGGGACAGGUGUACAACGGGUUAAAGCACUGCCUGGGAUCCCCCCCACCCCGUAGGUGACGUGAGCACACACUUGCAGGUAGAGUGCACAUCUGGUGCGUUUAGCAGCUGUAGGUCGCCGGGACCGUGAACAGUCAGGAGAACCCUCCGCUCCCCAGAGCUUCGUGCAUCCCGCUCGGGUCCUCCCGCUCACUGCCAAUUCGUGUGCGGGCUCCAGGCCCCUCCUGGGACUCCCUCCGCCCCACCCGCGGCUGUUGCCCGGCUUGAUGAAUGAGGUUCACGUCACUUCUCAGCAAACCCUCGAGUCCUGUGGGCAUGCCUGUCGGGGGAGUGAACGCAGAGUGCGCCCCGCCUCCUCCCAGCCUGCUCCACACCUGAGGCUCCCCACUCACCCCUCCCCACUCGGCCGACCACGCCCCUGGACCGCUUGGACUUGCUGUCAUUCCUUCUCCCCGCGGGCCCGAGUCUGACCACAGCCCCUCUCGCUGGCCGCCUCCUGCCAUAUUGCAGAGCCCCUCUACCCGACCAGGCGCAGGCCGGCGCUUCAGCUGCGGGGGCCCCUCUGGGCACGGCACGGGCACGUGCUGCAGACGGGCAGACGGGUUGGGUGUCUCCUGUGACUGCUCAGAUCGGGGAUCCCAGGGCCAUCGACUCGGGGCUCAGUGCCUAAGGUCACUGGGCUUGUUUUCCUCCCCCAGGGACAUGAGUUCUAUAAUCCCCAGAAGAAAAAUUACAUCUUCCUGCGCAA
Oryctolagus cuniculus (rabbit) is the source of this 3616-nucleotide messenger RNA. NCBI's taxonomy places the organism in Eukaryota, Metazoa, Chordata, Mammalia, Lagomorpha, Leporidae. The record is from RefSeq and is a predicted model, not a curated record.